ACGAGUUGGCCCAUCUCUACUUGCUCAUGGCGUCUGUUUUUCGCCACUUUUUUGUUUUUCGUUUAUUUAUGUAUAUUUGCCACCUUUCCGCCUAAUUUCUUAACAAUUCGGAGCCAAAGAUGGGCUCCUCCAAGAAGCACAAGAAGAACAAGUCGGAGCGUCGCGAGAAAUAUGAGGAAUACAGCCAGCACCAGGAUCCUGCUCAGCUGCAGCGUGGCCUGAAGCUGAUCCUCAAGGUCGGUUCUAAUAAUACUCCGGAGUACAGUGCCAAUUCUCCGAUGGUGGACGGCGGACCGCCCACAGCUGCCGAGGCCAUGAUGUCUCCUGUGCCCGAAGAUGAGCUGCAGGAUCAGCAGCAGCAGCUAGGCCAUCGCGAGCGUCACAAAAAGUCCAAGAAAAAGAAGAAGAAGAAGGAUCGCGAUCGAGAGAAGAAGCACAAACAUCAUAAGGAGAAGCGCCACAGAAGCCGGGAUCGUCAUAGGUCAGCGGAUGACGACGAUAUGGUCCUGCCAGGUGCCGAUGAUGCUGCCUGCAGUGGCUUUGCUCCGCCUUCGGUGGCACCACCUCCGGCCUCCGCAUUGGAUGCCGAUUCUAGUCAGGAUGGUUUCAGCUUCAUGGACGAUGACGACCAGUCGCAGCCGCUGCCAGAGAAUAUUCUGUUCUAUGCUGGAAUUACCACGGAUAACUCGCCUUCCAAUUGUCCGGUGACAAAGCCCAUAGCACCGCGCAAGCUGGACGACAUACUGAUGGGUGGUGACUCUUCGUCGCUGCAAUCCUCAUCGCAGCUGGGUUUGGGGGGCAGCAGUCCCACCAAGCCGCUGCCAGACCUACUUAUACCAUCACCAUCGACGCCUGGCGGUACCAACUCCCUCAAUGCCUUGACACCCAAGGGAAUUCUGGAUGCGCCCAAGACCCCCAGCAGUUGCAGCGAGUCGGGCCGGGAGCCCCGUAGCUGUGUCCUCAAGCUAAAGCAACAGAAAUCCCCAUUGAACAAGCUGUUGGAGCAUCUGUUGCGUUUCCUGGAAAAGCGAGAUCCGCAUCAGUUCUUUGCCUGGCCCGUCACCGAUGACAUGGCGCCUGGCUACUCCUCCAUUAUCCACAAGCCCAUGGAUUUCUCCACGAUGCGUCAGAAGAUCGAUGAUCAUGAGUAUGGUGCAUUGACGGAAUUCAGCGAUGACUUCAAGCUGAUGUGCGAGAAUGCCAUCAAGUAUAACCAUGUGGAUACGGUAUAUAACAAGGCAGCCAAGCGUUUGCUCCAAGUGGGCAUGAAGCAUCUGCAGCCGGAGAACCUUAUGCGGAGCCUCAAGCCCAUGUCCGGUUAUAUGCGAGAGCUAACGGCCAAAGAACUUGGCUUCGAGUUGAACACCAAUGAUAUGUCACGGGAAACUCACGAUUCGGCAGAUGAGGGAGCUUCAACGGGGGCCGAGGAGCUACCCACUGCCGCCCAGUUGGAGGAAGAGGAACGCAAGCGGACGCUACGCCUGGCGAAUACACCGAAAACUCAUUUUGAGCCCUAUGUCGAUGACUUGACGGGCGAGGAGAUCCUGGCCCAAGUGCAAAAUGCCGCCCAACAGGCCAAGCAGCGAGUGAAUGCCAAGAGAAACGCCCACAAGAUGGGCUUCCUGCGACAGGGAAAGGAUGGCAGUACCACGCUGAAUCUCCUGACCAAAGAGGAGAACGAGGGACCCGAGAGGGUGGUGACCAUUGGUGAUCUGGUUGGCAAACUGCAAACGGGCAGCACUCAGCUGCAGGUGCGACAGGUGGACAAGCGGAAUGCCAUGAAGACAGUGAAGCCUCUCAGCUACGGAGCCUUUGCCAGCUUUGCACCCACUUUCGAUUCGCGCUUCUCCACCCUGAGCGCCGAGGAGACCCAAUUGGUGCUGCGUACGUAUGGCGAUGCCUCCAGUGCGGAGUACGCGGAGAGCAUCUUACAGUUUACCAAGGACUCGAGCUUUGGCACGACCAUUGCAAAUGGUUUGCUUGACAUUCUCACCAACGGGGAGCACAGCAAAUCCCUGGAGGAGCUGUACAACAUGCAGCUGCACUCGUACGAGCAACGUGAAAUCGACAAGUGCUUUGAGCCCGAAACGGAGGCCCCAGAAACCGCCGAGCAAAUCGAACAGGAGUACGAGAAAUACAAAAAUACCCAGGUGGACUUUAAGGGUCUGCACUCACUCAAGGAUCUGGGCAUCGAUGUAAGCUUCUUGGAUGGCAUGGAGACGGAAAUGAAGAACUUCGAGCUGAAUCGCCGCAUGCACGAGCAUCUCAGUCAGAAUCUGACGUUGAUUGAGAAGCUACGGGUGACGCAACACGAUCGUCUGUCGCAGCCCCUGCCGAAUCACCUCGGACUAGUGCCGGCGGCUGGCCAGGAGGAGGCGCAAACAGCCCAGCAGCUGACCCAGCAAAUCAGUGAGCUGGCCAAGAAGCUGCCACCAUCUGCCAUAGCCGAUCCCUAUGCGCUGCGCAAGGCUAUGGGCAUGUCUUAUGCUGGCUUGCCACCACCUCGUCCAGCCUCGCCACGUGUCCAGCUGCCGGAGCUGCUGCAACAGCCAGUGGCCUUGCCCCAGCUUCACCAGCCGGUGGUGACCAUGGAGAUUGAUGACGAUCAGCCGGAUCAGCAGCCAGGUGGCGGUGGCGAUCUAGAGAACGAGUUGCGCGAGUUCCUUGAGAGCGGCUCUGGCCUGCACGGAGCAGUAAAUCCGGCGGAUGACAACAGCAUUGUGGCCCAGCUGCUGCUCAACUAAGUGGAGGUCGAUAGUGACCAAGACGAGCGCUAUGUUUAUAAUGUAAGAUAAUGACAUUUUUGCUAAAUUAUUUUCAUACUUAUAACCCAAAACAUGGCAAUUGCACACUCUGAAUAAAAACUAAGGAAAGAAAA
Messenger RNA from Drosophila kikkawai, 2878 nucleotides. RefSeq names its product Bromodomain containing 7/9 (gene Brd7-9). Gene Ontology annotation, biological process: regulation of transcription by RNA polymerase II. Gene Ontology annotation, cellular component: nucleus. The record is from RefSeq and is a predicted model, not a curated record. NCBI's taxonomy places the organism in Eukaryota, Metazoa, Arthropoda, Insecta, Diptera, Drosophilidae.